UAAGAGUAGAUGGGGCCAGUAAUUGGAAUGACUCCAGAAAGGAGAGCUGAAACGCCAGGAGCUGAAAAGGUUGCAGGAUUGAGCCAGAUUCACAAACUCGGAAGCUUGCCCAGGGCUGUUGAUGCUGCCAGCCCGAAGGCCACACUAGUGGACAUUGAGUCGGCAGAUGAGGAGCUCACGAACUUGAAUUGGCUCCACGAAAGCACCAAUCUCCUCACCAACUUCAGCUUCGGAAGCAAAGGCCUCCCGAUCGUCAGCCCGUUGUAUGAUAUAGAAGGGGACGACUCGCCGUGCUUGGGGCCUUCUUGCUACCAGGGUCUGGAAAAGAAGCCCACAACAUCCAAGCCCCCAUACUCCUUCAGCCUCCUCAUCUACAUGGCGAUUGAGCACUCUCCAAGCAAGUGUCUGCCCGUCAAAGACAUUUAUAGCUGGAUUCUGGACCGCUUCCCAUACUUUGCGACUGCGCCAACUGGCUGGAAGAAUUCUGUUCGGCAUAACCUGUCCCUGAAUAAAUGCUUUCAGAAAGUGGAAAGAAGCCAUGGAAAGGUGAAUGGCAAAGGUUCCUUGUGGUGUGUUGACCCAGAAUAUAAGCCUAGCCUUAUGCAGGCCCUGAAGAAACAGUCCUUCUCCUCCCCCUUCAACACCCCUCCUGCAUCUCCACAGAGUGGCUCUUUAUCACCUCACUAUCUAAGUUCUAUACUCAAGCCAGACCAGGUGCAAACCCUCAAAGAAUCUGAUAUUGAUGCUGCCACAGCAAUGAUGCUUUUAAACACUUCUAUAAAACAAGGAAUUUUAGAAUGUGAGCAGCCCCUGCCCCUUGCAACGACCCUGCAGAAGAAGAGAACUUACAGCAGCGCCUUCGACCCCCUGGCUGGCGCCAUCGACCCCCAGGCCGACCACAACUACAGCGCCAGCGGCCUGGCCGCCCCGCGCUGCGCGUCCCGCUCCAGCGUGUCCUCGCUGUCGUCGGUGGAGGACGUGGACGUGUUCGAGUUCGUCCCCAAGAGCGGGCGCGCCGGCAGCCACGGCAGCCAGGGCCUGCCCAGCGAGGAGGACACGGACGGCGACUCAGAGGACGACCCGCUGGCCGACAGUGGCUACGCCUCGGCCUCCGCCUCCGCCUCCCAGGCCAGCACCGGCCCGGGCCCCUCCGGAGAAGGCCCGCCGGGCCCCAAGAGGGGCAAGGCGGCCGGUCCGGAGAUCGACGAGGAGCUCAAGGAAGCCGCCGGGUCCCUGCUGCACCUUGCGGGCAUCCGCACCUGCCUGGGCUCCCUGCUGGGCACCGUCAAGACGCAGAGCCAGAAGCCAAGGAAAAAGUAGAGGCACAGGCGCCUGGCUGGCCGGAGGCUCCCUCUCCC
Molecule: messenger RNA, 1358 nt
Organism: Suncus etruscus (white-toothed pygmy shrew)
Lineage: Eukaryota; Metazoa; Chordata; Mammalia; Eulipotyphla; Soricidae
Gene: FOXN2
Product: forkhead box N2
Exons: 5
Coding region: 10-1320 (436 amino acids)
Biological process (GO): regulation of DNA-templated transcription
Cellular component (GO): nucleus
Molecular function (GO): cis-regulatory region sequence-specific DNA binding; DNA-binding transcription factor activity
Source: RefSeq, a predicted model, not a curated record